Coccomyxa subellipsoidea C-169 is the source of this 938-nucleotide messenger RNA. Its product is annotated as ribosomal protein L18 component of cytosolic 80S ribosome and 60S large subunit. The record is from RefSeq and is a predicted model, not a curated record. Gene Ontology annotation, biological process: translation. The transcript has 5 exons. The coding region runs from base 45 to 605 and encodes 186 amino acids. Gene Ontology annotation, molecular function: structural constituent of ribosome; RNA binding. NCBI's taxonomy places the organism in Eukaryota, Viridiplantae, Chlorophyta, Trebouxiophyceae, Coccomyxaceae. Gene Ontology annotation, cellular component: ribosome; cytosolic large ribosomal subunit.
UUCGAAAGGAGCAGUCCCUGGCGAUCGCUUGAGCGUUUGUCGCCAUGGGUAUCGAUUUGGAGGCCGGUGGUCGCAACAAGAAGACAUGGCGUACAGCACCUAAGAGCGAGAAUGUGUACCUGAAGCUGUUGGUAAAGCUGUACACGUUCCUGGUGAGGAGGACGGAGAGCAAAUUCAACAAGGUCGUCCUCAAGCGGCUAUUCAUGUCCAGGACAAAUAGGCCGCCCCUGUCCCUGUCCAAGCUUGCCACCUUCAUGAAGGGCAAGGAGGACAAGACCGCAGUGCUCAUAGGCACGAUCACAGACGAUGUGCGCCUGUUCGAGGUGCCCAAGUUGACUGUGGUCGCCCUGCGCGUUACAGAGACUGCCCGCGCCCGCAUCCUCGGGGCUGGCGGCAAGAUCCUGACGUUCGACCAGCUGGCGCUGCUGGCGCCCACGGGCUCCAACUGCGUGCUGCUGCGCGGCCCCAAGAACUCCCGCGAGGCCGUCAAGCACCGCGGCGCUCCGGGCGUGCCCCACUCCCACGCCAAGCCAUACGUGCGUAGCAAGGGCCGCAAGUUCGAGAAGGCCCGUGGCCGCAGGAAAUCCCGCGGAUACAAGGCCUAGAUUGGCGCCAUGCCAAAUCUGGCCGCCUGUGCGCGAGUGGGAAGCUUCCAUGCAGCUGCGUGGGGGACGCUGCUAGUUCUGGGUGGUACAAGUGCUGUGUGGUGCAGCUUUGCAUCAAGGAUGGUGGCUUGCUCGUGGCCGGCACAGUACUAUGCUUUGAUAAGAGCUGAAUGGACUCUGAAGAGCUUGCUCUUCUUUAUGGAGGCAAAUGAUUUCCACUGGGUGGAGAAGGCAUGGGGUGGAGAAGGCAUGGGGUUGCAGCAUGCAUUAAUGUGAGGUCUCUGUCUGAAAGCGGAAUAUGAGUUCAAAGUCCUUUGUAAGAUUACUGCUUCC